AGGUUGGCUUAUCAGGGUCAAGUUGCGGCCCGCAUGGGAUUGAUCACGACUUGUUAUUUGCAACAAGCAAGUGGAAAUUUAUUGGAUAAUUUAACAUCUGAUUCACCAAAUUUAGAUAGUGCAAUUCAGAAUGUAAGAGACAUAUUUGCUUUGUCAACCAACAGUUUAGAUCUGACUGCGAGAACUGGCGCUUUUCACCACAUGAUACGUCGUCGUGCUACCAUGUAUGAUACAGGUCUAAAUGAACUAAGAGACUAUGCUAACACAAUUGUGACUUUACCAUUAACAGCAGAUGGUAUAUUUGGAUCUCAGUUUGAUACCAAAAUGAAAGAGAAAACUGACAGAAAUAAGCAAUUAGCUGAAGUUUUACCUGAUAAUAGAAGAGUUACAGUUGGUUCACAGUUAGGUAAGAGAAAACCAACGGCUACAGUUACUUCAGAGUCAACAUUUGUGAAGAAGCCUAAAUUUGACAGUAACUUUAAGAUACCAAAGAAGAACUUUGGGGAGUUCAAGUCAUCUGGUAAACAGACGCAAGCUACCAAACCAUGGCAAUCACAACGUUCAGGAGGUGCUCAGACUUACAAGCAUUGAGGAUAGGAGAGGGGUUUGUGAAUGUUCAGAAGAAAGAACUUGUUUUCUUGAGACCAGGUUUAUCAAAACAAGAUAGACCAAAUCAUUAUGGAACUAAAAUUUUUGUGCCUUACUUUGAACACAAUAAAAAAUUGGAUCCUAAAAGAGCCAUUGCGAUUUAUUUGAAACGCACAGAAGAAACAAGGAAAGAUGAAGGAAAACUUUUCUUUUCAACGGUUAAACCAUUCAAACCGGUUACAUCACAAACAAUUUCUAGAUGGUUAGUGAAUACCAUCAAAAUGGCAUAUGUAAAUACAGAUUUUAAAGUUAAAGCUCACAGUACGAGAGCAAUUGGACCUUCAUGGGCCUUAUUCAAUGGGGCUAGUAUGAAGAGUAUUUUAGAGUCCGCUGAUUGGUCUACUGAUACAACUUUCAUCAAGUUUUAUUUGAGAAAUGUAGAUGUUAAGGUUUUAUCCUGAUGUGUAUAUAACAGAUUGUUUUUAAAAUCAACCAAAAGACUGAUAUAUUUUAACUGUAAUGUGCAGUUCGAAAAAAAAAAGAAAAAAAAAAAAGAUAAAAAGACUAAAGAAAAGAAGAAAAAAAUAAAGACAUUGUAAAUAUUGUAUAGUGUACAGAAGAAUGUUUUUAAAAAUGAACAAGUGGUAUAAAGUAAAGAUUAUACCCAGGAUGAAGAGACGCAGAGCCAUAGAAAAUUACCCUACCACCAGAGAGGUAAGGCUUUGUAAUCUAUCCGUAUGUAUAUUUCUCAGGUGGUAAGUAGAAAAUGAAUGAAAUGAAAUUCUAAAUUUGUUUUCAAAUUCAGAUUUUAUGAAUGAAGUUUUCUACUUACCACCUGAUAAUUACCCACCCAACCUCCCCACGUAAUUUUCUAUAGUAGUAAUAAGGUUACUGAAAAAAUAGAAAAAACAAAACUGGGGUACAGGUAGAGUAAAGCAUGUAGGUG
Mytilus trossulus (common blue mussel) is the source of this 1534-nucleotide messenger RNA. RefSeq lists its product as uncharacterized. Lineage: Eukaryota; Metazoa; Mollusca; Bivalvia; Mytilida; Mytilidae. The transcript has 2 exons. The coding region runs from base 34 to 591 and encodes 185 amino acids. The record is from RefSeq and is a predicted model, not a curated record.